Molecule: messenger RNA, 195 nt
Organism: Cariama cristata (Red-legged seriema)
Lineage: Eukaryota; Metazoa; Chordata; Aves; Cariamiformes; Cariamidae
Product: histone H2B, gonadal-like
Exons: 2
Cellular component (GO): nucleosome
Molecular function (GO): structural constituent of chromatin; protein heterodimerization activity; DNA binding
Source: RefSeq, a predicted model, not a curated record
AUGAGUGCGGAGGCUGGGAGGAAGCGUGGUCGUGCUCCUGCUCCUGCCUCUGGGGACAGGAAGCCUAAGAGGAAACCUAAGAGAAGGGAAACCUAUUCAGUCUAUAUCUACAAAGUACUGAAGCAGGUGCACCCGGACACCGGCAUCUCCUCUAAGGCCAUGAGCAUCAUGAACUCCUUCGUCAACGACAUCUUU